Hyla sarda is the source of this 2022-nucleotide messenger RNA. It is a transcript of the gene CENPP, whose product is annotated as centromere protein P. Gene Ontology annotation, biological process: CENP-A containing chromatin assembly. NCBI's taxonomy places the organism in Eukaryota, Metazoa, Chordata, Amphibia, Anura, Hylidae. The transcript has 9 exons. The record is from RefSeq and is a predicted model, not a curated record. Bases 181 to 1041 code for a protein of 286 amino acids. Gene Ontology annotation, cellular component: nucleus; chromosome, centromeric region.
CGUAAAUGUUAUGGUGUUUUCUUACUUUAUGUUAUUGCCGUCUAUAAAAAACAUUCCAUUUCCAUUUUCUGGAGACAUUGGAUAAAGUGGCUUGGGUUUUACCAUCUGUGCGCAGCUGUUUUCUCGUCUUGAGGGCGCGCAGAGUUUGAACAGUGAAGAGGAGGGAGUAUUGUACCAAACAUGCAGAGAGAUAUAAUUGAGAGAUGUGAAGAUGCUAUUUCUGCCCUUAAACAAGAACUUCAGGAGCUGCAGGAGAAAUAUGAAGAAAAUAAAAAAGAGAUCACCUUCCUGUCUAGCACAAACAUCAAGAAGGCAUUAGUGUCCUUUUAUGGUAAAAGCAGCAACGAUGACAGCACUAACCUAAAAAAUAUACAGUCAAAGCUUGUGAAAUGUGAACAGGAGAUCCAAUUCUUUCGAACAGUCACAGGGAUGGAGUUCACAAAAUACUUGAAGAAAACAGAAACUAAAACUGAGAAAGGAACCAUCUAUAGCCAUAGACUGGUGGGUUGCUGCCGUUUUUUGCCAUUUGAAGUGGAGUUUAAAACCUUGGAUGCACAGACCAAAAGUUGUGAGGUCAUUCACAUCAAUAUCCAUGUGGACCAGAAAGAAAAUUCAGAUUUAGUAAAGCUGGUAUCUCGGACACAUAAGUCGCUGAAUUUGCUGGGCUUUUUCCGCACUAUUUCUACUUAUACAGAGUGGUUUGACUAUCGCCAGAGUACAUUUUCUCAGUUUAAGGACAAAUACCCACUUGCUGUUGGACUUCCAAUGGGAUCUUCAGCUGACUACAUGAUUCUGAUGAACCCGGACCUCCCUGGGUAUGAACUGCUACUUGUAUGGAAAAUAACUAUUACUGAAGAUGGAUCAGUGACCCCAAUCCUUGAUUUAUUACCAAAGAUACCAGAACAAGCAAAGGCCCUUGACAAAACUGGAGUACUGGAAAAUGCAGCCAUGAACUUCCGGACCCUGCUACAAGCCUUUGGCCUUCAAGCGACCAUAGAGAACAUCAUUCAGUCAUUCUGCAUGAAGAGAAGCAGCCACUAGAAGGAAGGUCUCCCAAUGUUUUAUUGAAUAUAAACCUUGUAGUUGCAUCCGCUUUAUAAACCAUAUUGACAAGUCAUGCUCUAUGUACAGUAAAUAUGGCACAUUGUACAUCAUAUAACAAGACCUGCUAAAUAAAUACAACCUUUAAAUACUAAAAAUGGGAAAAAUACAGAAAAGCAAAAAUCCAAAUAAACUAUACAUGGUUCAGAUGUCCAAAGGCAGCAGAACACGUACUCUCCAAACAUAUAUUUCUGGUAACAGUAAGCACAUUAGGUUUGCUGGGGGAUCAAGUUGCACAAAUAUAUACAGGCAGUGGGGUUCAGGAGCCGUAGUCGGGGGUACAGACUAUCAUGGAUAAUGGGAUUUCUCCAGUGUCCUCCUUUAGAAAGCUAAUGAUACGCAGACUAUACUAUAAUGGAGUUUUGCGUGCCAAUUGACCAGAAGGGAUGGAGUGUCUGGGUUACAAAUCCAUUGGCAAAUACUAAAUUUCCCAGAGCAGACAACGACUACAGGGAUAUCUGUCAUUCUAAGGGACACAGCAGUUUCAGCAGUGGAGCAUCCUGGGAUCAGCUCAUGGUUGGUGGACUCUUUGUAAGUGGACAACCCCUAUCGCAACAGUUUCUAAUAGUUUCAAUGCAUCUAAAUAAAAAUAAAUAAAUUAAAAAAGUCUGUCACGCUGGGUUCACACCACGUUUUUGCCAUACUGUUUUCAAUCCGUUAUUCCUAAAGAAAACCGUAUGGCAAAAAAACAGAUGGAACAGUAUGGAAAAAAGUGAACCGUAUGCAUUUUUAAACAGUAUACUGUUUUUAAAAGUGCAUACAGUUCCGUCUGUUUUUAUAGAAAAAAAAAAAACAAGUUUUUGAAAAUUUUGUCCAUUUUUAAUGGGAGGGGUCUUGGGUGGGGACUUUAGGAUGCAAGUGCGCAUGUGCAAAGUAAAAAUAAGUAUACGGUUUCCCAUAUGGAACCGUAUACAUGUGCGU